UGGCUCUCAAGGCAGAGUCUCUUCUCAAAGGCUGUUUCACAGUGAAAAUAUGCUCAGUGCAGCCGAGUGCAUGAAUGAAAAAGCCUCUGGUACCUUCUAGUCUGGCAAAAUGCAGCACAAAACUCAACUUGCUCUGUCCUUUCUGCUGUCCCAGGUUCUGCUGCUUGCAUGUGCAGAAGAUUUAGGAUGUGUCCCUGGAUUCCAGCAAAAGGUUUUUUAUAUUGAACAGCCAUUUGAAUUCACAGAGGACCAGCCAAUUCUGAACUUGGAAUUUGAUGACUGCAAGGGGAAUAACAAAUUGAACUUCGAAGUUUCUAACCCAGACUUUAAGGUGGAACGAGACGGGUCUUUAGUUGCGCUAAAGAAUAUAUCAGAAGCUGUCAGAGCCUUGUUUGUCCAUGCACGGUCUGAGCAUGCUGAGGAUAUGGCAGAAAUUUUGGUUGUUGGACCAAAUGAAAAACAUGGUGCAUUAAAGGAAAUCUUUAAGAUAGAAGGGAACCUUGGAAUUCCAAGACAAAAAAGGGCUAUUUUGGCAACUCCGAUACUAAUUCCUGAAAAUCAAAGACCACCGUUCCCCCGAUCUGUUGGCAAGGUCAUCAGCAGUGAAGGGACAGAGGGAGCAAAGUUUCGACUCUCUGGUAAAGGAGUAGAUCAAGACCCAAAAGGAAUUUUUAGAAUCAAUGAGAUCAGUGGGGAUGUCUCCGUGACCCGAGCCCUUGAUAGAGAAGCAAUUGCCAAUUAUGAGCUUGAAGUUGAAGUCACAGAUAUCAGCGGGAGAACCAUCGAUGGUCCAGUCCGCCUAGAUAUUGCUGUUAUUGAUCAAAAUGAUAAUAGGCCAAUGUUCAAAGAAGGACCCUAUGUUGGCCAUGUCAUGGAGGGAUCCCCUACAGGAACGACGGUGAUGCGUAUGACGGCGUUUGAUGCUGAUGAUUCCAGCACAGACAAUGCUCUUCUGCGAUAUAACAUCCUCAAACAGACACCUACCAAACCAUCUCCAAAUAUGUUCUAUAUUGACCCAGAAAAGGGAGAUAUUGUUACAGUUGUGUCACCUGUGCUGUUGGAUCGUGAGACUAUGGAAACCCCAAAAUACGAGCUAGUUAUAGAAGCUAAGGAUAUGGGCGGUCUUGAUGUGGGACUAACUGGCACAGCAACUGCCACUAUUCUUAUUGAUGACAAAAAUGACCAUCCACCAGAAUUUACCAAGAAGGAGUUUCAAGCCACAGUAAAGGAGGGAGUCACAGGUGUAAUAGUAAACUUAACCGUUGGUGACCGAGAUGACCCAGCAACCGGAGCAUGGAGAGCUGUCUACACCAUUAUUAAUGGAAAUCCAGGGCAGAGUUUUGAAAUCCACACCAAUCCCCAGACUAACGAGGGAAUGCUCUCUGUUGUCAAGCCUUUGGACUAUGAGAUUUCAGCGUUUCACACACUGCUGAUCAAAGUAGAAAAUGAAGAUCCCCUGAUUCCAGACAUAGCCUACGGCCCCAGUUCCACAGCAACAGUUCAGAUCACUGUUGAGGAUGUGAAUGAAGGCCCAGUUUUCCACCCAAACCCAAUGACAGUGACGAAACAAGAAAACAUCCCUGUUGGCAGUGUUGUGUUAACGGUAAAUGCCACUGAUCCAGAUACUUUGCAACAUCAGACUAUCAGGUAUUCUGUUUACAAGGAUCCAGCGGGCUGGCUAGAAAUUAACCCCACCAACGGUACCAUUGGCACCACUGCCAUCCUGGAUCGGGAAUCUCCUUAUGUUCAGAAUAACAUAUACACGGCUCUCUUUCUGGCAAUAGACAGUGGUAACCCUCCUGCGACAGGUACAGGAACUUUACACAUCACUUUGGAGGAUGUCAAUGACAAUGUCCCAUCCCUUUAUCCAACACUGGCAAAAGUUUGUGAAGAUGCAAAAGAUCUCAGGGUAGUGAUACUAGGAGCAUCAGACAAAGACCUUCAUCCCAACACAGAUCCAUUCAAAUUUGAACUGAAUAAGCAAUCUGGCCCAGAAAAAUUAUGGAGAAUCACCAAGAUUAACAAUACUCAUGCCCAGGUGAUCCUGCUUCAAAACCUGAAAAAGGCCAAUUACAACAUCCCAAUCUCAGUGACAGAUUCUGGAAAACCACCUCUGACUAACAACACAGAACUGAAAUUACAAGUGUGUUCCUGCAAGAAAUCCAAAAUGGACUGCAGCGCAACCGAUGCCCUUCAUAUCAGCAUCACCCUCAUCCUUCUUUCACUCUUCAGUUUAUUUUGUAAGUCUUUUCCUGAACUGUAA
Messenger RNA from Calidris pugnax (ruff), 2263 nucleotides. It is a transcript of the gene CDH13, whose product is annotated as cadherin 13. Gene Ontology annotation, molecular function: cadherin binding; calcium ion binding. The record is from RefSeq and is a predicted model, not a curated record. The coding region runs from base 110 to 2263 and encodes 717 amino acids. Gene Ontology annotation, biological process: cell-cell junction assembly; cell morphogenesis; calcium-dependent cell-cell adhesion. The transcript has 13 exons. Lineage: Eukaryota; Metazoa; Chordata; Aves; Charadriiformes; Scolopacidae. Gene Ontology annotation, cellular component: catenin complex; adherens junction; plasma membrane.